Lucilia cuprina (Australian sheep blowfly) is the source of this 2095-nucleotide messenger RNA. Its product is annotated as UBX domain-containing protein 4. Lineage: Eukaryota; Metazoa; Arthropoda; Insecta; Diptera; Calliphoridae. The transcript is spliced from 3 exons. The coding region runs from base 138 to 1754 and encodes 538 amino acids. The record is from RefSeq and is a predicted model, not a curated record. Gene Ontology annotation, molecular function: protein binding.
ACAAACAGCUGUCAAUAAAUAAAGAAGAAAAGAAAAAAGUUUUCUUUUUCGUAGAAAACACAAAAAAGUUGAAAAAUUAUUAGUUAUACAAAGAAAUAAAAACAAAAAAACAUAAAAAAUAAUAAAAAUUUAAAACAAUGAAUUGGUACAAGGGUAAUAUUGCUGAGGCCGUAGCCCAAUCUAAAAGCAAAAAUGCUAUCUUUGUAGUUUAUGUAGAAGGCAAAGAUGAGGCCACCAUUAAAUUGGGUAACUUUAUAAAUGACAAACGUAUACGUGAGAAAUUGGAAAGUGAUGAUUUUGUUUGCAUCAAAAUUGAAAGCGAAAGUGAGUCUUACAUGCAGUUUGCCAGUAUCUUUCAAAUUGUUCCCGUGCCCUCAAUAUUCUUUAUUGGUAAAGCCGGAACACCUUUGGAUAUAGCUACUGGUGUAGUAGCCAGUAUAGAGGAGUUGGAGGGCAAAAUUGGCAAAGUUUUGCAAUUGGCUGGUAAAACACCUGCAAAUGCUGCUUUAAAUGACUUUAUACAGGAAGAGGCCAAAGCUUCUAGUAGUUCAAAAGCUCAGAUAACUAAGGAAGAUGUAAAACAAGAGGAAACUACAGAAAGCAAACAAUCCUCUGAAGAAAUUGUGUGCAAAGAUGGCGUCUGCUAUAAGAAAUCCAAGGAAAUAGAACAAAAGGACGAGGAAAAAGAAGCUGUGGUAGUGGAGGGAGAGAAAGCCCAAACAAAUGCCUUGGAAGAAGAUAAAUUGGCUGAAACACGCAAAUAUUUGGAACAAAAAAGACGCGAACGUAUAGAAGAGGAAAAAAGAUUGGAAAAAGAACGUGAAUUACGACGACGCAAGGAGGGUAAAGAAAUGCAAAACCUAAGAGCCUGGCAAAAGGAUCAAGAACUGAAGGAAUUAAAGGAAAAUAUAAAACGUGAAAAACUAGAAGAACAGGCAGCAAGAGAACGUAUAAGAGCACAAAUUCAAGCCGAUAAAGCUGAAAGGGCUCACAAAUUUGCUGCUGAAAAUCAAGCCUCGACAUCUCAACAAGCUUCUACUAACUCUACAAAUAAAACUACUAACUCAUCGGCCGCCUCAGCAUCGGACGAGUCACGUUUACAGUUUCGCUUGGCCAGUGGUGUCAGUAAUAGUCAUAAUUUUAAAUGUGCCACUACUUUGGCCGAAAUACGUGAUUAUGUUACACGUGAACUAUUACCGGGAACCGGUAUUAAAGAAUUCACUUUGGCCACCACUUAUCCUAAGCGAGAAUUGACUAAUGAACAUAAUACUAAGACUCUUAUGGAACUUGAACUUUUUCCCAGUGCUGUCAUUUUAAUAAUAGGCAAAGAGGCCACUGGACCCACAGCUAUUAUAUCACGUAAUGGUGGUUUAUUGAAUAUGAUAUCGGUUAUGAUUAUGGCCAUAUUGAAUCCUAUAUUUUCAAUCUUCAACUCAGCCAAAAAUUGGCUGACCGGCAAGCGUAAUGACAGUACAACAACAGCACAAACAGGUGCCCAAAAAAGGGCCAGUGAGGAGCAAAAUGAUGUCUCCAAACGUCGUAAUCUUGAUCGAUUUUUAGCAGGAGGCGGUUCAGGCAACACCACCGGCAGUAGCAAUCAGGAACAGUCAGGUGAUUCAUCGCCUAGCACUAGCCAAGGUGGUGCUUAUCGUCGUUAUGUUGGUGGCUCGAACAUACAUCGUCUAUCGGAUAAUCGCAAAGAUUCCGAUGAUGAGAAUGCCACCUGGAAUGGCAAUUCCACACAGCAACAAUAAAAAGAAUAUAUUGCCUUUUAAUUGUCAUUGAAGAAAAGAACAGAGUUCUUGUGGUUUUCGUAGGUGUAUUUCUUAGUAUAUUAAAAUAAAACAGUCUUAUAUAUGUAUGUAUUUCAUUUAUUCUAAAUAUUUCUUUUCUUUUUUAAAUAUUUUCUCUCUUUGAAAAUUUAAUGUGAAAUUUUGUUAUUUAAUUUAUGUUAAAAUGGGUUUAAAAAUUAAAAUGUGUAUUUUAAUAAAAGAAAUCUAUUAAUUUGUAAAGUAUAACUAGCAUACAAUACAAUGAGAAAAAUAGAAAUUAGUAAGAAAAAUAUAUAUAAAAUUGAAAACUGUUAAAAAAAAAA